CGUUUGCUUCCGCACCGCCAGAGAGCGGUUGCAACGUCUGGGGGCAUGUGAGGCGCCAGGGACCCUGGCCUGCCCCGCCUCUGCCGUCCCUUUCCCCGCCCCCAUCAGGGCAGCGCCUGAGCCCCUGGGGGGGCACCAGUGGACUGUGAACAGCGCUGCUGGCCCAGUCUGUAGAUGGGGAACUGAGGCAGGGAGAGAGUAAGGCCUGGGGUCAACGAAGGCACUUAGGCGCAGGGCUGGUGCAACCACUAGGCAAACUAGACGGCUGCCUAGGGGGCCAAGAUUUGGGGGUGCCAAAAAGUGGUCCCCAAAAGUAGGCCCACAUAUCAAUCAAGAGGCUGGCAGCAGAUUGCAGAUGGUAGGGAGGAUGUAAAAGAGCCAUGCUCCCAAUGGAUUGCUCUCCUGCCUUUUAGAAAGCCAGUGGUUAGUGAAGUCCUUUGAUUAGAUUGCAGACUGCAAGCAGGUGAUAAAAACCAUGCUCCCAAUGAAUUGAUCUCCGACUGCUGCCAUUUAGAAAUCCAGUGAAGUCCUUUGAUUGUGAAUCGAUAAUUCUACAGAUUGCUGUGUUGGUAGAUACAUUAUCCUGCCUGCCCCACGCCCCUGCUGCCGGAGCAAGAGCCCAGCAUUCAAAUCCCCAGCCCGGGAGCAGGACGGACUUGUGAAGGCAAAGCAGGCGACACGCUCCCAUUGCCCUGUUGCAAGUGCACUUGGCCCGCUGCUGCAUGUCAGGGACUGGAGAGGAGAGCGCCAAUUUCACCUUAUGGCUCUUUGAAUCCUACGCCGCCCCCCGGCCAAACCCAGAUUGCACGCUAUCCCCCCUCCCCAGCCAAACCCGAUUUUCUAGGUGACCAAACCAGGUCUACUCCGCUUGCACUCCCCAGCCAAACCCGAACCCCCACUGACCGAACCCAGUCUGCUUCCCUUCCCCGCCUAACCUGAUACCCCACUGACUCAACCUGGUCUGCUUCCCUUCCGCUCCCCAGCCAAACCCAAUCCCCCACUGAGCCAAACCCACUCUGCAUCCCUUCUCCUCCCGGCCAAACUCGAACCAUCACUGACUGAACCCAGUGUGCGUCUCUUCCCCACUUAACCCGUUGAUGAAAUUCAAAGAGUGACUCAUAGUUGUUGAUACAGCCUCAUGGCAGAUAGAGAAAAAUUGUCUGGGGCACAGUUUUGUAAGCAGAAGGCUGAUAAGCAAAAAGAAGAAAGAAAGCAAGAAGGUUCAUUUCUGAGGUAUCUACGUCCACUGGCCAGAGAUGAAGGUAGUCCAAUGCCAAAGGAUCAAGCAGAGAUGGAGGUCGGGAUGACAGUUUCACAAGUUAAAGAAGAGUUUGAAGAACAUAAUCUGAAUAUUGAAGACGAAUCAUAUGAAACACAUGAGGAUCAAAACUUGGAAGAGCGUGAAAGCGAAAAUGUCACUUGUUUGAAUUUGAGCUUUAGUGAUCCUGCUACUUGGGCCAAAUGCGAUGAUCAAGUCAGACAAAUUUUGGUGGAACAUGAGCUGGAACAAGUUCAGCAGUUCGAUUUUCCCAAAGAUAGUAAGCAGAGAAAAUUCUCGACAAUUCAUUUCAAACGUAGGCUUGUUAAUGGAGAAGAAAUGCACCAUCAGUGGCUGCAGUAUUCCACAUCAAAUGAUUCUGCUUUUGCUUCUGCUGCAAGUUGUUUGCCAGUUGUACUAUUGGCACAUCAUCUCUUUCUGGAAAAGGCUCAAGGGAUUGGAAAAAUAUGUCUGCAAUUCUUUCAGAGCACAAGAAAAGCAGUCAAUAUUUGACAAAUGUUCAAACAUGGAAGGAACUUGAACUGUGAUUGAAAUACGAGAGAACAAUUGAUGAAGAACAUUUGUGCUUCUUUAAGCAAGAAGAAAAGUAUUGGCAGCAAAUACUAGAACGUCUGAUUGCUUUAGUCAGAGUUCUUGGUAUACAAAACCUGGCCUUUCAGGGAACACAAAAAAACCUGCACACUUCUGGUAAUGGGAACGUCCUCAAAUUUGUCGAAUAUCUAGCUUUGUUUGACCCGCUUAUGGAUGAGCAUCUUCGCAGGAUUAAGGACAAGAUGCAUGUACGUUACCUAGGGAAAGGCAUACAGAAUGAGCUUAUUCAGCUUCUAUCCAAUGCCAUCAAACAAAAAAUCCUAGCAUCUGCUCGUGCUGCAAAAUACUUUUCAAUCAUUCUAGAUUGUACACCAGAUGCAGGCCAUGUUGAACAAAUGACCAUGAUCAUUUGGUUUGUGGAUAGGCCGACUUCAGAGACAGAGAAUGAGACUGAAUCAGUAUGCAUAAAGGAACACUUCUUGGGAUUUGUGUCGCUUAUGGAGACAACUGGAGCUGGUGUGACAGAAACUAUUCUUCAUCAGUUAGAAGAGAUGUCACUGCCUAUAGAAAACUUGCGUGGUCAAGGCUACGACAAUGGGAGCAAUAUGAAAGGGAAAGAAAAUGGUGUCCAGCAAAUAAUUUUGGAUAUUAAUCCACGAGCCUUUUUCAUUCCUUGCAGUGCACAUUUAUUGAAUGUGGUUGUUAGUGAUGCUGCAAAGUGUUGUUUGGAGGCAACCGCCUUCUUUGAUUUAGUACAACGUGUUUAUGUAUAUUCCUCCGCUUCUACACGUCGCUGGGAAGUUCUAACACACCACGUAUCUAAUCUCACAGUUAAACCAUUGAGUGAAACAAGAUGGGAAAGUCGAAUUGAUGCCUUGAAACCUCUUCGCUAUCAGCUUGGUGACAUCUAUGAUGCUCUGCUAGAGAUCUAUGAUGAUACUACUCUAACUGGAUCAUCUGGCAAUAUGUCACAAGUUGAUGCAAAGGAUCUUGCAAAAGCCAUUUCUAGUUUCAAGUUUCUUGUUUCUCUUGUUGUGUGGUAUGACAUAUUGUUUGAGAUCAACAUGAUUAGCAGACAACUUCAGGCGAAAGAAUUUGACAUAAGUGACGCCAUUAAUCAACUUGGAGAAAUCAAGAAGUUUCUUGUAGGCCACAGAAUUGACACAGACUUUGAGAAAACAUUGGUAGAUGCAGGUGAACUUGCGGAGGAAUUGGAUGUACUGGCACUUUUUGAACCAGAUACAAUCUGUAUUAGAGAAAAGAGGAAGCAGUUCACAUAUGAAGCAGAUGACAAACCUAUUUAUAAUCCAAAAGAAAAAUUCAAAGUGAACUUUUACUUUGCAGUCAUCGACACAACAGUAUAUUUGGUUGAAGAAAGAUUAACAUUGAUGCAGCAAAUUAGUUCAGUAUUUGGCUUCCUAUAUGAUGAUUACAGUUUGCAAAAUACAAGACCAAAGCAAAUUAUGGAACAUUGCUUGAAUCUGGAGCAAGCUUUGCAACAUGGUGAAUCCAAAGAUAUUGAUGCCUUUGACUUGUGCAAUGAAUUGCAAGCUAUUACAAGACGAGUCCAAAAGACUGCAUCACCACAAGAUGUAUUGAACUUCCUUUGGAAAAAUAAGCUGACAGAUAGUGUCUCCAACACAGUUACUGCUCUUCGCAUCCUCUUGACUCUCCCAGUUUCUGUGGCCAGUGGUGAGCGCAGCUUCUCGAAGCUCAAGUUGAUAAAAACAUACAUGAGAACAUCAGUGUUGCAACAAAGACUUGUUGGGCUAUCUACCUUGUCAAUAGAACAUGACAUUGCUUGCAGCAUUGACUUGGAGGAACUUGUUUCUAAAUUUGCUAAACUGAAAGCGUGGAAAAAUAAAUUCUAAAUUAUAACGUGUCACUCUGUGACAGUAUAUUGUGUUUAAUGUAUGUGAUUUAUUUUAAGAUCCAUGCUAUUUUGUGCAAAGUAAAAAACAAUAAUAAUGUCAACACUGUCAGGUUAUUAAUUUAUUUUGAUUAAAUAUGUAGACUAAAUAAUGAAAUUAAUAAAUUUUCAAGCUGAACGUG
Messenger RNA from Chelonia mydas (Green sea turtle), 3862 nucleotides. RefSeq names its product zinc finger MYM-type protein 1-like. The coding region runs from base 2020 to 3681 and encodes 553 amino acids. Gene Ontology annotation, molecular function: protein dimerization activity. Lineage: Eukaryota; Metazoa; Chordata; Testudines; Cheloniidae. The record is from RefSeq and is a predicted model, not a curated record. The transcript is spliced from 2 exons.